UGUAGGGAGGAAGCAGUGUGGCUACAGGCAUCCAUAUCGCGAGGGAGGGGAAACCCGUUGCCUGUUAGAUAAUAGAACAAAGCUCCAUUAAACCUGAUAUAUACGUAUAUUUUGGUAAACAUCAGAUCUCAGACCACAAGGAGCUGGUCGGGUUUAGAGUCGAAGGCGUCCGGACAAGUGGGGACAGACAUGUCAGAAACAUACGAUUUCCUGUUCAAGUUCCUGGUGAUUGGCAGCGCUGGGACGGGGAAAUCUUGCCUCCUGCACCAGUUCAUCGAGAACAAGUUCAAACAGGACUCCAACCACACCAUCGGGGUGGAGUUUGGUUCCAGGGUGGUGAAUGUCGGAGGCAAGACGGUAAAACUGCAGAUCUGGGACACUGCUGGGCAGGAGCGCUUCAGAUCUGUAACCCGCAGUUACUAUCGUGGAGCAGCAGGGGCUCUACUGGUUUAUGACAUCACAAGUCGGGAGACGUACAACGCCCUGACCAACUGGCUGACGGACGCGCGGACGCUGGCCAGCCCCAACAUUGUCAUCAUCCUGUGCGGGAACAAGAAGGACCUGGACGCUGACCGGGAGGUGACCUUUCUGGAGGCUUCGCGCUUCGCCCAGGAGAACGAGCUAAUGUUCCUGGAGACCAGCGCGCUGACGGGGGAGAAUGUGGAGGAGGCCUUCCUCAAAUGUGCUCGAACCAUCCUCAACAAAAUAGAUUCAGGCGAGUUGGACCCGGAGCGGAUGGGCUCAGGGAUCCAGUAUGGAGAUGCAUCUCUGAGGCAGCUGCGCCAGCCCCGGGGAACCACAGCACAGACCAAGCAGCAGUGCAACUGCUAGGAGCCCCCCCGAAACCCCUGACCCCUGCCCCUGCUCCCAUACAUGCAGGGCGCCCCCUCCAGCUCUGGGUGUGGUUGGGUGUGCAGACCUCCCUCCUCCUUCCCACUGCACCCCUUCCACCCCUAGAGGAACCUGGAUCCUUCUCCCUGAGGACUACCUGUGACCCCUGACCUUCUGUAACGCAUUACCCUAUUGGCCCAGAGUGGGUGCAGGGCCCCUGCUGCCUUGGUUGUGAGACUCUGAGCUGGUGCGGACUCUGCCUCGGUGUGGAUCACUGGGCUGAGCACAGGGCAAACCAAAGGGGCUCCCUGCAGGUCAGGGUGAGGGGGCAGGUGAGAGGGCUGCAGGACACCAUUUUGGACCCUCUGUAGUGAUUCUUUUUUUUAACGCUCAAUCAUCAAGUGCAGAUAAUUUCAGGUAAAGGUAUAAGAUGAGUUUGAGACUGUUCGCACAUAUUUCUAGCUCAGAACCAGCCUUUCCAAUACUUAAAUGCGGGGUAUUGAGUAUUGUUUGUGUGUGUGAUAUCAAAGCAGGAUAGCCACCUAUGCUAUUUCAAACCUGUUCCCAACUGAGACCCCAAAAAGACUGCAUUGAGAAUUCUUCCUCUUGAAGCCUUCCUGCCUGAGCAGUGGCGUCAGUUCCAGCUUUCAAUGAUUCAAACCUAAACAUAAUCAAACGGCUAAUUUCAGCAAUAGUGGGAAUUCCUUAUGCAAAGGAAGCCUACCAUUGCUGUUUCCUGGUAAGGGAAACUCCAGAGCACUAGUAGAUCACUUGUGACACUGAUAUUCAUUGAUUAUGAAUGUUAACCCAUUGUAUAGUAUUGCCAAAGUAACUGUCAAAGAUUCAGCUUUAUUGAAAUGGAAACACCUAACAAUCCCCAGAGAUGCCUUCUGGCAAAAGCAGAGAGCUUCCCUUGAGUUUUCUUUUCUUUUACAUUUUUUUUCCCUUUUGCAUUGACACUUUUAGAGGUUGCACACAUUUCCAUAGCAACCGGUCUUUAACAAGAGUUUAAACAGUCUCUUUGAUGGAGGGGAAAGAGCCAGUCAGAGUCUGCCGUAAUGGAAGCAAGCCUGUUGAAAGCACAAUGUAGAGUGAGCUUUUGGCAAGCCAAGGUUUUCAAGGUGAUUCCUGUAGAAUGUUAUUCUGUACACUGCUAACAUUAUUGUUUGCUAGUGCUGUCUCUUCCAAAGCAAGGGCCUCGUUCUGCAGCCCCAUCACUCUCCCUGUUGUGAGAGAUGUCCAGAUCAGGGCUGGGUUCCUUUUAACCCUUCACACCCCUCUCCUCCCGCCUUUCCCAAUUCUCUGCCAUACUCUGGAUGGUGGUGGCUUAAGACGUCAGUAAGGAAAGGUCAGACUCCCAAGGCCAAGACUUGAAUUUAACAUCAUACAGCAAAAUACAUGAAGAUAUACCUAUUUACUGCAGUCCUCAAUAGGCUGCUUGGUUUCCACAGGGUUUCAAUGCACUUUCUAAUGUGCAGCUGACUGAGGUGAAAAUCCAUGCUGGCUGUAUUGACUUGUCAGUCAACUGCUGUUUUUACAUGAUGCACUAUUACAGGUGGUUAACCAUGAAGAAUGCUAAUAAACUGCAGUAAACAGGGUGUGUGGCGGGGGGGUGAGCGGGGAGUGGGGAGUGGGGAGUGGGGGCAGCGUUCUUUUCCCUAUUUCCUUCUCUUGGCUGGUUUGAGACAACACACUUCAGCCGAAGCGUAAGGGGAUUGUUAAGGUGUGAUGCAGUGUGAUUGACUGAACUGGAAUUCACAUAAAAUGGUAACUACUCUCAAAUCUGCAACUACACCGACAUCUUUUUCAAAGGUUUAAUCUGCCAGCCCCUGUGCAGUACUUUAAAGUGUCACCUAAGAGAGAGGAGAAAUGAGUGAUCAGUGAUUUACAUUGCAGACAUCAUUCACGAUGUGAGUAGUUGGAACUCAGUGAAAAUUAAGUCUGUUUCAAAAUGACCGUCACAGAAAGUGUUUAGAAGUUUAUACUGAGCGUUCAAGCUGUAUUGCUUUGUACAUGGAAUUGGGCCCAUCAGGGUUUACAUGCAUAUUGCCCUCAACAAAAUAUUAAAUCCUAAUAACUUUGUGAUGUAAUGGCUGUCCUGCAGCUGAAACCAGAGGCAGUUAGGGGCAGAUUUUGGUGCACCAGCCAGGAGAAAAUGGGAACCACAAUAUCUCUGCCAUACUUUCUUAAUCCCUUGACUGUGAUGCUGUCUAGCUGUAGACAGUCUAAUUUCUUUGAUUUUCCUCAA
Messenger RNA from Megalops cyprinoides (Indo-Pacific tarpon), 3079 nucleotides. It is a transcript of the gene rab4b, whose product is annotated as RAB4B, member RAS oncogene family. Lineage: Eukaryota; Metazoa; Chordata; Actinopteri; Elopiformes; Megalopidae. The record is from RefSeq and is a predicted model, not a curated record. Gene Ontology annotation, biological process: regulation of endocytosis; Rab protein signal transduction. Gene Ontology annotation, molecular function: GTPase activity; GTP binding. The coding region runs from base 190 to 831 and encodes 213 amino acids. The transcript is spliced from 8 exons. Gene Ontology annotation, cellular component: endosome.